AUGCUCACAGAUGCUGAAGAGCCAUUAUUACUCAAAGAACCUGGUUCGGGGGAAGAUCAACUUCAUUCGCAAGUUUCACAAAUCAAGAAGGACGGAUUAAAACGGUGGACAUUCCUUCCUUUCCUUUUCUUUCUCAGCUUGAUUUUAAAGUUCUUUCACAAAACACCUUCUGCAUAUAUUUGGAAAAACUUUGAUCUUGAUCAAGCUAUAUCUUUACGUCAAUGGCUCAUGUCAUCUAAACUUGGAUUAAACUUGACACUAUCUGAUGAAUCUUACGAUAAUGAUAAUUUCAUUCAUUAUAUUGAGAUAUAUCAACCCCCUAAAGAUCUAGCAUUGUCUUAUCUGAACAAUCAUUCGGUUCAAAUCCCACAAUAUGCUCAUGCGAUCAUACAUCAUGGUCCGGAAGAAACCAUUCGAGAUUAUUUAAUUGGACCAUUACCUAUUUCGAACGAAACGAUCAUGAAGAAUAUAACAUAUUUAAACCCAAUACCUUUAAAUGCUAGAAAUACGUUCAAUUGGACUAUUCUUGCUGAAUAUGGAAUGAAAUUGUUAUUACCUUUAGAACCUGUUUUCAACGAUUUGUUCAAUGCUUCUUUGGUAAAUCAAACUAUUUUACCGGCUGCAACUGGUCCAAUGUCUUAUGAUGGGAAAUGGCGUAGAAGUUGGGUACAAAUGAGAUAUAAUGUAGCUGGUAGUUGGUUACAUGCUGUUGAUUUCCAAUUUUAUGUGGACUUAUCCGGCACCGAUCCGAAUAAAUAUCACAUCAUCAAAAUCAUGCAUGAUAGCAAAAUCUACCAUUCAGUCGAAGAAAUCAUCAUAGCUUGGAAACAAGGUCUUCUCAAAAGAUUCAAACCGGAUCUAUCUUCUUGGGCAUCAAGACAAAUCAGAGGAAGACAAAGAGAUUUAGACGAUCGUCAAGGUCCUAGAAGUGUACAAUUCUCCGGACCGAGAUUCAGAGUUGAUAUCAAAGAAGAUUGGGUAAGCUGGAUGGGAUGGAAUUUUUAUCUUUCAUUCGAACGUGAUAUGGGAUUACAUUUUUGGGAUAUUCGAUUUAAAGAUGAAAGAAUCAUUUACGAACUUUCACCUCAAGAAGCAAUGUCACAAUAUUCAGGUUCAGAUCCACAUCAAGCUUCUACAGUUUGGUUAGAUAGUUCUUUUGGAAUGGGUGGAUCAGUUAGAGAAGUGAUUUUAGGUUAUGAUUGUCCUACUUAUUCUAUGAUGCUUAAUGCUACGAUACAUGAAUUAGGAAGUUCAGUUAGGAAGAACGCUAUUUGUAUUUUUGAAAGGGAAUCGGAUAGACCGUUAAGUAGACAUUUUGGGGAACAGGAUGGUGAAUCGGGUGUAGUGAAGGGUUAUGAGUUGGUAGUGAGGACUAUCACUACAGUUGGGAAUUAUGAUUAUCUCUUUGACUACACUUUCAUGCUUGAUGGUACUAUCGAAAUACGACUCUCCGCUUCGGGUUAUCUACAAGGAGGUAUAUGGCAACAAUCGCAAAUUCCAUAUGGUCAUCGGAUUCAUCAAGGAGCCGUCGGCUCGUUACAUGAUCAUGUCAUCAAUUACAAGAUAGAUUUCGACAUAGUAGGAACGAAAAACAGUUUCAUGCAAGUCAAAUUAGAAACUGAAAAGGUGGAUCAAGAAUGGAUGGACGAAGAUUGGGGUGUUGGUGCGAUACAACAACGAAUGACCAAAAAUAUCUUACCAUACGAAAGUUUACUGGAAUGGCCAAAUAAUAUGGAAGGCGCUUAUGUCAUUACAAACCAAGAUGAGAAAAACGCUUGGGGUCAUUCAAGAGGAUACACUAUCCAUCCUGGUCCUUUAUGCCAUUUAACAAAUCUUGAAUCUAAACGGACUGAGAAGAAUGUUAAUUGGGCAAAACAACAUUUGGCGGUUUCGAGAAGGAAAGAAGAAGAACGUUGUAGUUCUUCAAUUUGGAAUGGUAAUCUUCCCGGUGCACCUCCCGUGGAUUUCUACAAAUUUUUUGAUGAUGAAAGUAUAGAGCAAGAGGAUUUGGUGGUUUGGGUUAAUUUAGGUACUCAUCAUAUUCCUCGAGCAGAAGAUUCACCUAAUACCCUCACGAACUUAGCCACUAGCUACGUACUUCUAUCUCCUUGGAAUUAUCAUGACUAUGACCCUUCCAUCGACUCUCGUAAUUCCGUCAUAUUGAAGAACGACGGUCAUUGGCAUGUUGAUGAAGCUACCAAACCGGGUCACUGUAUUCCUUCAGCACCGGAACCACUGGUCUACUCGGGGUUGGAAUCAUAUAGAGAAGAUGGAUCUCCGGGUCAAGGAGAAUUGGGCAAUUGGUUAUUGGGUGUCAUGCCGGGAAGACAGGGAGGGUAG
Molecule: messenger RNA, 2340 nt
Organism: Tremella mesenterica DSM 1558
Lineage: Eukaryota; Fungi; Basidiomycota; Tremellomycetes; Tremellales; Tremellaceae
Exons: 10
Coding region: 1-2340 (779 amino acids)
Biological process (GO): amine metabolic process
Cellular component (GO): plasma membrane
Molecular function (GO): copper ion binding; quinone binding; primary methylamine oxidase activity
Source: RefSeq, a predicted model, not a curated record